Molecule: messenger RNA, 2243 nt
Organism: Cicer arietinum (chickpea)
Lineage: Eukaryota; Viridiplantae; Streptophyta; Magnoliopsida; Fabales; Fabaceae
Source: RefSeq, a predicted model, not a curated record
CUCUCCUUUUUUAAUUAUUUAAACUGGAUUUUCCUUUUUGCCUUUCUCUGCUUCCUUAUUGGUAGAGUUGUUAACCCAUCUCUUGUCUCUCUUUCUCUAGAGAGAGGAAAGAGAGAGAAUAUUGAAUGUGUGUGUGUGUGUCACAAAGCAAAUAAGCAUACCCCUCAACUCAGAAAGUAGUAGCAAAUGCCAAAUGGUAGUAGUGUAUAAUAGUAUCAGUGCAGUAAUUAUAAUAAUAGCAUUGUAUUUGUAGUAUAUAGAGAGAAAGUGAAAAAUAAAGAAAGAAAGCACCAUUCAAUUCAAUUACUCAAUACUCGGAAAGUUGCUGCAUAAAUAAAAAGGUCUCUCUCUCUCUCUCUCUCUCUCUGUUUCGACACGUCUGAUUUUGCUGUUAUUAGGGCUUUUUAUCAUUUUCCUUAACUUUGUAACCCCAUAAUUGACUCCUUUAAAACAUCAAGUUUUCUUCUUUUCUCUUCAACACCGAUUGUAAUUUUUGUGGGUUGUUCUCUAAUUUUCUAGGCUAUUCAUUUUUUAGCUAAAGUUUCGAUUUUUGAAGUGUUUUGCUCGUGGGUUCUGCUUCUUUCAUCUGGGGCAUCACCAAUUUCUCUUUUCAAGGGUUUUCAUCUAUGGUUGCUUGAUGUAGAGCUUUCUCUGGAUAUUGGCUAUUUCUUUUUGUUAUGAAAAUAGAAUCUAAACAAAUUUGAUAUUGGAGUUGGAUGAAUACACUGAAUCAGUGAAUUGGUGAAGACUUUUUACAAUUUAGUAUUACUUUUUUGUUUGGAAAUGGUGGUUGGUACUGUUUGUGGCUUAUAGUUAUCUGAGAAAAUCAUUAGAUACAAAUAGGAAAGAGAAAGAUGGAGGCAGAGUCAAACCCUGGAUUUCAUAAUCAAGAUAUAAAUUCCUCUUUUAGCAGACAUGCAAUAUCAUUUCAGCACGGUGGUAUGAAUUCUAGCAUGUCAGAGAUGGUUCCAAUGGGUAAUUAUUUUGGGUUAAGUAGUUCAUCUGGGAUGUCAUAUUCUGGGAAUUCAGCUUUCAUGAACAGCAACCCUGUUGCAAGUCAAGCUGGUGGUGGUAAUCCAUCUGCUUCUUCACUUCUUCUUGAUUCAGUCCCUGGGCUGAAGCAUGAUACAGGGUUGGCUGUUGAAUGGUCUCUUGAUGAACAGUAUAAAUUGGAGGAGGGUCUUGCCAAUUAUGCCAAUGAGCCAAGUAUCAUGAAGUACAUCAAAAUUGCUGCCGCGUUGCCUGACAAAACUGUUCGCGAUGUUGCUUUGAGGUGUAGGUGGUUGACAAGAAAGCGAAGGAAACCAGAGGAACAUAGUCUGGGAAAGAAGAUCAAUUACAGAAAAGAUAAGCCCGUGGAGUUAGCAUCACAGACAAAUUUGCAUUCGGCGCUUCCCCCAAGCAUGGGUUCAUAUUCUCAAAUGUCACGCCUUAAUGAACAAAGUCAACGGAUAUUAUAUGAUGGAAUUUGUGGGCCCAUGAAGCAACUCAUGGAGCAGAAUGCUCAAGCUUUUAAUCAAAUAACGGCCAAUUUAUCUACGUACAAGUUGCAGGAUAACAUCGACCUCUUUUGUCACACAAGGCACAAUAUUAAUACCAUUCUAAACGACAUGAGUGAGAUGCCUGGCAUAAUGAGCCAAAUGCCGCCACUGCCUGUAGCCAUUAAUGAGGAUCUUGCAAGAAGUAUUUUUCCUAAUAGAACUUAGAUAUAAAAGUUGAUUGGCUUAUGUAUUUACCAAUUCAAGCGUGUGAAAGUGCUGACUUCAUCAGCAUUGCCUUACACAAAUCAAAUUGCAUCCAUGGUUGUAGAGAUGUUGGCAUGCAACUGUUUUGGUGGUUCUACAUGCAAUUGAGGAAGUAACUCACAAAUACACAUCUCAGGAGGACUUUCCAGAGAUUCUUCUAAUCCAUCUUUUGAUCUUACUGUGUUCCAUGAUGGUUGAUUAUUUCCAUUUGAAACAAAACUUGGAACUCCUAUUGUUGUAUAAAUAAAUGAAUAAAAAUAGGAAAGCGAUUAAUAUAUCUGAAUGCAGCUUUAUAGAGAUAUCAGAAUAUUGGUGUUCUGUUUUACUACAAUGUCAUGUCAUAGGAACUGUUAUUAUUAGAUGUAUGUAUAUAUAUGUUGCUAGUUUGCCGUAUUACAUAUUUAACUGAUGACACCUGUUCUGUAAGAUGUGAAGGGAAAUCAUUAUUAUGUACAUAAUGUAACAGUAUUUCUUAUGAAUUCAAUUCCUCUCAACCAA